AGGGGAAGCACUGGUCUGGCCACAGAUUGGAUUUCUAGAGAGCUUCCCACCACGGUGAAAAGACAAGCUGAUGUGAGAAAGGAGAUAUGUCUGUUAUGGGAAGAUGCCAUUUACUCUGUCUCCUUCUUUUCACACUUGUGUUCAGUGAGGAGAGAACUGAGGCACAGAGAGCAGGUUGCAAGAAUGUUCAUUAUGACCUUGUUUUCAUCUUGGACGCCUCCUCCAGUGUCGGAAAAGAAGAUUUUGAGAAGGUUCGACAGUGGGUGUCUAACUUGGUGGAAACUUUUGAGAUUGGUCCUGACAAAACCCGUGUCGGUGUGGUGCGAUACAGUGACAGGCCAACCACUGAGUUUGACCUGGGAAAGUACAAAACCCGUGAGGAAAUCAAAGAGGCCGCCCGAAAAAUUAGGUAUUAUGGGGGUAAUACAAACACUGGAGAUGCUCUCAGGUACAUCAAUACUUACAGUUUUUCCAAAGAGGCAGGUGGGAGACUUAGUGAUCGAACUGUUAAAAAAGUGGCUAUCCUUCUGACUGAUGGAAGGAGCCAAGAUUAUGUCUUGGAUCCCGCCAAUGCAGCUCGUCAGGCUGGAAUCAGGAUCUUUGCUGUGGGUGUUGGUGAAGCCUUAAAAGAAGAAUUGGAUGAGAUUGCUUCAGAACCAAAGUCUGCUCACGUGUUUCAUGUCUCUGAUUACAAUGCCAUUGAUAAAAUUCGGGGGAAGCUGAGAAGACGUCUCUGUGAAAAUGUUCUGUGUCCAAAUGUUCAAGUGGAAGGAGAUCGAUUCAAGCACACUAAUGGGGAGACAGAUGAGAUUCCAGGGUUUGACCUGAUGGAUUCGUUCAGUGUGAAACAGAUCUUUGGAAUGAAAGAAAAUGGAAUUCAAAGCUCUUAUGUACGACUUGGAAGUUUCCCUGUUGUUCAGAAAACUGAGGAUGUAUUCCCACAAGGUCUGCCUGAUGAAUAUGCCUUUGUAACUACCUUCAAAUUCCGAAAGGCUUCCAGAAAAGAAGACUGGUAUAUUUGGCAGAUUAUUGACAAGUAUGGCAUACCACAGGUCUCAAUCCGACUGGAUGGAGAGAACAAAGCUGUGGAGUACAACGCUGUGGGGCUUACCAAGGAUGCUGUGAGAGUGGUCUUUCGAAGUGCACGAGUCAGUGAUCUUUUUGAUCGCAGCUGGCACAAAAUUGCCCUUAGCAUUCAGUCAACAGCUGUCUCGCUGUACAUAGACUGCAAGCUUGUGCAGAUGCUGCCUAUUGAAGAUAGGGAAAAUAUCGACAUUCAAGGAAAGACUGUGAUUGGCAAACGCUUGUAUGAUAGUGUCCCCAUUGAUUUUGAUCUUCAGCGGAUGGUUAUUUACUGUGAUUCUCGGCAUGCUGAGUUGGAGACCUGCUGUGACAUUCCUUCAGGACCAUGCCAGGUCACAGUCCUGACAGAAGCACCUCCCGUGGAAGUGAGGCCUACUGUUGGCAGUGAGCAAGUUGCCCACCUCAAGACUUUCAAUUGCUCCUGUCCUGCUGGACAAAAGGGGGAGAGAGGCUCAAUUGGCCCUGAAGGUCCUAAAGGUCAAAAGGGAGAAAGUGGCAGCCAAGGGCUUCCUGGACCCAGAGGAGAAAAAGGAGAGUCAGGCAGAGCCUAUGGCAGAGGAGAAAAAGGAGAAAAGGGGUCCCUUGGCUUGCCUGGCACCCCGGGGAAGGAUGGAGCAAAAGGAGAAGCCGGCGAACCAGGACAACCAGGAGCAUUUGGAUUGCCUGGGCCAGCAGGUCCAAAGGGAUCUGAGGGAAAACAGGGUCCCCCAGGUAUUAAAGGCUACGUAGGAGCCCCGGGUUUACAAGGAGAAAGAGGAGAAAAGGGAACACGAGGAGACAAGGGAGAGCGAGGUUUAGACGGGUUCCCAGGAAAGCCAGGUGUGGAAGGAAAACAGGGUCCUGCUGGCAGCCCAGGUCCUCCAGGUGGCAGUGGGCCCAAAGGAGAAAAGGGUGAACCAGGGCUUCCCGGAUUGCCAGGGUCUUCAGUACCUUCUGAAGGCCUGAAAGGAGAGCAAGGAGAGCCUGGCCCACGAGGACCGCAAGGCCAACCUGGACUUCCUGGACUCCCAGGAGAGGCUGGUCUAGAGGGCAAGCCUGGAGUCCCAGGUUUACCAGGUCAAAGGGGUAAGAAGGGAGAACCUGGAUUCCCAGGAAUUAAUGGUCUGAUUGGCCCUCAGGGACCUCCAGGGCCCCCAGGCAUUGCUGGACCCCCUGGACCACCUGGAGCACCAGGACUGCCAGGAGAAAUUGGUGUUGCUGGUAAAAGUGGACUGCCAGGACCAGCUGGCUCACCUGGCAAAGAUGGAUUAAAUGGUCUACCUGGGCUUCCAGGUCAAAAGGGAGAACAAGGAGAAAAGGGUGAGGAAGGCUUUCCUGGAAAAGCUGGCCCUAAGGGUGAACCAGGAAGCCGUGGCCAACCUGGUGAACAGGGUGAAGCGGGUCUUCCUGGUCUUCAAGGUUUACCUGGACUGAGAGGAGAAAAAGGAGACCAGGGAGGAAAGGGAAAAGAUGGUCUCCCAGGACUGAAAGGGGAAAGGGGAGAAAAGGGUGACACAGGUUCCCCUGGCCCACCAGGCACACCAGGAACAACAGCCUUCUUCACCCCACACCCUAGGAUUCCUGGUGAACCAGGACCCAAAGGGGAGAAAGGAGAUCGGGGAACAAGUGGAGAACCUGGAUUACCGGGGAUCCCAGGUGAACAGGGUGUCCCAGGAGCUGUAGGACUCCAGGGGACGAAGGGGCAGAAAGGAGCCCGAGGAGAAGUUGGAGCCCCUGGAGAGGCUGGUGCAGUUGGACCAGUGGGGCCUCCUGGACCAAGAGGAUUGCCAGGAAAUGUGGGAGUACCUGGAAACCCUGGACUACCAGGGAAGGAGGGAGAAAGAGGGGAAAAGGGUGACCCUGGAAAAGAAGGAAAAGUGGGUUUACCUGGGCCAGCUGGGGUGCCAGGGCCUCCUGGACAGCCGGGUUUGCCUGGCAAAGGUAAAGAUGGAGAACAGGGAGAAAGAGGCCCACCAGGUUUGCCAGGACCUUUUGGACAUAAGGGUGAGAGGGGAGCUCCUGGCCUCCCUGGACAGCCAGGAGACAGAGGUGUGCCAGGAGUUGGACUGGCUGGACCACCUGGCCCUGUUGGACCCCCAGGAGACAAAGGAUCAUUGGGUCCUCGUGGUGUACCUGGUAUCCCUGGACCACAGGGGCCUCCUGGCCAGGAUGGUCUACCUGGAAAUCCAGGGGAAAGAGGACCUCCUGGAAAACCAGGUACCUCACCCCUGCUCUCUCCAGAGGACAUAAAUCUCUUAGUGAAGGAUGUGUGCACUGAAUGCCCGCCUGGCCCACCAGGACUGCCAGGCAUCCCAGGUUUCAAAGGUGACAAAGGUCUCCGAGGACCACCAGGUAGAGACGGCCAGGAUGGGAAAAUGGGAAAUGCUGGUCCCAGAGGUCCUGCAGGCCCACCUGGACUGGAUGGCCAAAAGGGUGCUAAAGGAGACCGUGGAAUAACUGGGGAUGCAGGAGAAAAAGGCGAACAGGGACACCCUGGAAUGCCUGGCUUUGCAGGGGCUCCUGGAAACCCUGGCCCACCUGGACCGGAUGGGGCACCAGGACCAAUAGGACCAGCAGGAAACCCAGGAGACAUGGGUAAAGAUGGCCUUCCAGGUCCACAAGGCCCACCAGGUGUUCCUGGACUUCCCGGCAUUGCUGGGAAUGAUGGCAAAGAUGGCAAGCCAGGAUCUCUUGGAGAACCGGGAAAACCUGGAGAACCAGGCCUCCCAGGCCAGGAGGGUGCCAGAGGCUUACCGGGUUUCAAAGGACAGAGGGGAGAUACAGGUCCCCCAGGUCCACGGGGGGAACCAGGUGCGACAGGUCCUGCUGGGCGUGAGGGGCCACCAGGGAAGGACGGUGAUACUGGCCCCAUAGGACCACAGGGCCCUCGAGGGCUCAGAGGGCAGCCGGGCAAGAAUGGAUUGCCUGGAUCUGCAGGAGAACCUGGCCCAGCAGGUAACCCAGGUCCUAAAGGAAAUAAAGGAGAAAAUGGCAGCCCAGGACUCCCUGGCUUCAUAGGACCCCGAGGACCACCUGGUGAUCCAGGAGAAAAAGGCCCUCCAGGAAAGGAGGGUGCACCAGGGAAACCAGGUGAACCUGGAUCCAAAGGAGAGAGGGGAGAGCCUGGCAUCAAAGGUGAAAAAGGUCCUCCAGGAGAAAAGGGCCCUCCAGGUGAGCCUGGGAUACCUGGUCAUAAAGGCCAUCCAGGUCUGAUGGGACCCCACGGACCACCAGGAGACAGUGGGCAAGUUGGACCUCCUGGUCCCCCAGGACAGCCAGGAUUUCCAGGACCACGGGGGGAACCUCCGUCUCUAGAGACUCUGAGAAGACUCAUCCAAGAGGAGUUAGCUAAGCAGCUAGAUGCAAAGUUAGCCUAUCUCUUGGCGCAGAUACCGCCUGCACAUGUGAAAGCAUACCAUGGCAGACCAGGACCUCCUGGUCCCCCUGGGAAAGAAGGACUACCAGGAAGAACUGGCCCUCCAGGAGAGCCUGGACGACCUGGGCAGACUGGAUCUGAAGGACCACCUGGACCCAUUGGACCCAAGGGAGAAAGAGGAGCAAAGGGUGAGAAAGGAGAUGCUGGCAUUGGCCAGAGAGGUGAAAUAGGUCCUCCAGGAAUUCCAGGCCUCCCAGGAGAGCCUGGCUAUGCCAAAGAUGGGAUACCAGGACCACCUGGCCCUCAAGGUGAAGCUGGGGUACCUGGUCUCAUGGGCCCACAGGGACCUCCGGGAGCCAAUGGACAGUGUGACCCUGCUCAAUGCGCUUACUAUGCAAGCCUGGCUGCCAGGCCUGCCAAUGUCAAAGGGCCCUAG
Centrocercus urophasianus (Greater sage-grouse) is the source of this 4874-nucleotide messenger RNA. It is a transcript of the gene COL22A1, whose product is annotated as collagen type XXII alpha 1 chain. The transcript has 64 exons. Bases 87 to 4874 code for a protein of 1595 amino acids. NCBI's taxonomy places the organism in Eukaryota, Metazoa, Chordata, Aves, Galliformes, Phasianidae. The record is from RefSeq and is a predicted model, not a curated record.